Sardina pilchardus (European sardine) is the source of this 2123-nucleotide messenger RNA. RefSeq names its product solute carrier family 38 member 5b (gene slc38a5b). Gene Ontology annotation, cellular component: plasma membrane. The coding region runs from base 288 to 1721 and encodes 477 amino acids. The record is from RefSeq and is a predicted model, not a curated record. Gene Ontology annotation, biological process: glycine transport; L-glutamine transport; serine transport. NCBI's taxonomy places the organism in Eukaryota, Metazoa, Chordata, Actinopteri, Clupeiformes, Clupeidae. The transcript has 17 exons. Gene Ontology annotation, molecular function: L-glutamine transmembrane transporter activity; glycine transmembrane transporter activity.
CCACAUGUUCACCCCCCUAUCUGUCUCUCCCUUCCCCUCACUCUCUUUCUCCCUCUCUCUUUCUCUAGUUCAAUGGUGUUGUAUUCUCUUUUUCUGCUCUCAUUAACUACCCAGAGAGAGACAUUGUAGCACAGUUUUCCAAGGCAAUACUACAGCAACUGGUUUUGGGAAAAGACACUUCCAUUUGCAGCAAAGAAUUGAGCGCAGAGAACUCCAGAGCCACAACACUCCUAAACUCACUGUAACAUUUUGCAUAUCAAGACACCUGUGCCUUUCCUGUAAGAAGUAUGGAGCUACAGAAGAUGAAUGGUACCCAUCUCCACGACUUCCACCCUUUGGAAGAAGGGGAUUGUAACUCGUGGUUUGAACCCGAACAAGAGGAGAUGCUGCCCCAUAAGAGUGAUGGCGAAAAGAAAUCACAGUUUACAGAUUUUGAAGGCAAGACCUCUUUUGGAAUGUCUGUUUUCAACCUCAGCAAUGCCAUCAUGGGUAGUGGGAUUUUGGGACUGUCAUAUGCCAUGUCCAACACUGGCGUCAUCCUCUUUGUGGUCUUGUUGACUUGCAUUGCUCUCCUGUCGUCUUACUCCGUUCACCUGCUUCUGAAGAGUGCUGGAGUUGUGGGUAUUCGUGCAUAUGAGCAACUGGGGAUGCGAGCCUUUGGUCACCCCGGGAAGGUGUUAGCUGGUAUGGUGAUCACUAUGCACAACAUUGGGGCCAUGUCCAGCUACCUAUUCAUUGUGAAGUACGAGCUGCCCCUGGUCAUCCAAACCUUUCUGGGAAAGCAUUCCAACACUGGGGAAUGGUUCUUGAACGGCAACAACCUCAUUGUCAUUGUCAGCAUCUGCAUCAUCCUACCCCUUGCCCUGAUGAGACAACUGGGGUAUCUUGGCUACACCAGUGGUUUCUCUCUGAGCUGCAUGGUAUUUUUCCUGUGCUCGGUCAUAUACAAGAAAUACAACAUCCCUUGUCCCUUUGAGACCUUCAAUAGCAACAGCUCCUACAUAAACGCCACAGUUGAAGAGGAAGAUUGUGAAGGGAAGCUUCUCACCAUCAACCAGCAGACUGCCUACACAGUUCCCAUCCUGGCGUUUGCCUUUGUGUGCCACCCCGAGGUGCUGCCCAUCUACACCGAGCUGCGCAAUGCCACCAAAAGGCGCAUGCAGUCUGUUGCAAAUGUGUCCAUCUUGGGCAUGUUUUGCAUGUACCUCCUCACUGCAAUCUUUGGCUACCUCACCUUCUAUGGAAAUACGGAGGCGGAGCUGCUUCAUACGUACAGCAAGGUGGACCCCAUGGACACGCUAAUCCUGUGCGUGCGAUUGGCUGUUCUGGUGGCCGUCACGCUCACUGUUCCUGUUGUGCUGUUCCCGAUCCGUAGGGCUCUUCUGCAGCUCCUGUUCCCAGAGAAGCCCUUCCACUGGGCCCGCCACAUCGGCAUCGCCGUCUGCCUACUCUUUGUGGUCAACCUGCUGGUCAUUCUCGUGCCCAACAUCCGAGACAUCUUCGGCAUCAUCGGCGCCACAUCUGCACCCAGCCUAAUCUUCAUCCUGCCUGGCCUGUUCUACAUCCGCAUCGUGCCCACAGAACAGGAGCCCAUGAACUCCAGACCAAAGAUCCAGGCCGCCUGUUUCACUGCUAUGGGCUUCGUCUUCAUGACCAUGAGUAUGACCUUCAUUGCCCUUGACUGGAUCACGGGAGAGAAGAGGAGCGGCGGUGGACACUAGUACCACCCCCUGUCCAAGAGAGGUCUCGACGCCUGUCCCCGGGGUCACCCUGUGGUCGUCCCUGACCCCCCCGAUUCAGGUCGGUCGGGCCAGUCAGGCGAGCGGAGUCAGCCACAGCGGACAGGCCGGACCCCCCUUCCCUCUGACCACGUCUUUACCUCCCUGUGUUGCGGUAAAAAACCCGUGUUUCCCGCCACCACCUUUGAAAAAAAACAAAAGAAAAAAACAACGAAUGCUAAUGUCUGUUAACUAUGAUGAAUUUUCAUGGUAGCCAUGAUAGUCGCAGAGGAAGUGGAAGUGUGAGGUCACGUCCCCGUGGCAGCAGUUUGGGGAGACGUCUCAAUUGUUUCAGAGAUGAUGACCGUUUUUUUUUUCGUUUUUCAAAAUGAUAUGUUUUGUUUU